Molecule: messenger RNA, 3391 nt
Organism: Schistosoma haematobium
Lineage: Eukaryota; Metazoa; Platyhelminthes; Trematoda; Strigeidida; Schistosomatidae
Product: Sperm-associated antigen 6
Exons: 6
Coding region: 215-1741 (508 amino acids)
Biological process (GO): cilium movement
Cellular component (GO): microtubule cytoskeleton
Molecular function (GO): microtubule binding
Source: RefSeq, a predicted model, not a curated record
AAGUGCAACGUUUUUCAAACACUGGUCGCACUGUACAAGUAGCCAUGAACAAAUACUUGUAGGUGCCACAACCAAUACUUAGUUAAAGCAAUGGUCAAUACCUUUGAGUCUCUUUUAUGUACAUCAUUUGAGUAAAUGAAAAUGGUUUCUGUACGAAGUUCAAUUGCUCUAUCUGUUCCGAUCACCAUGACAACUGGUUAUUCAUAUUUAUGAAAUGAGCCAGCGUCGGAUACUACAAGACUUUGAGCAGUACCAAAAGUCUAGAACUAAAUUUGUACAAACCGUCGCCGAGCUUGCUGUCCAGCCACAAAAUAUUGAUGUUCUACAAAAUUUAGGAGUAUUAUCUUUGUUGAGACCACUUUUACUUGAUACGGUACCCACAAUUCAACAAACUGCGGCUAUCGCACUAGGACGUCUAGCUAAUCAUCGAAAAGAUUUAGCUGAGGUCAUUGUUAAGGGUGAUAUCCUACCUCAACUUGUUUAUUCUCUAGCUCAACAGAACAGAUUUUAUAAAAGAGCUGCCGCAUUUGUACUGAAGUCGAUUGCCAAACACUCCGCUGAACUUUCACAAAGUAUUGUAGACUGUGGAGCUUUGGAUGCACUCACUGUUUGUUUGGAGGAAUUCGAUCCAGCUGUAAAAGAGGGUGCUGCAUGUGCAAUUGGAUGUAUAGCCAAACACUCAGCUGAGCUCUCUCAGGCGGUCGUAGAUGCAGGUGCCAUUCCACUGCUUGUUUUAUGCAUUCAAGAACCCGAAAUAAGUCUUAAAAGAGCAACUGCAUGUACACUAGCCGAAAUAACAAAACAUACAGCUGAUCUUGCCCAAUCGGUUGUUGACGGUGGAGCAAUCGCUCAUCUUGCACAGCUUGUACUAAAUCAAGAUUCGCUACUUAAGCGCCAAGUAUUUGCUGCUUUAUCAACAAUCGCUAAACAUUCUGUGGACUUGGCGGAGCUAGUAGUUGAAGCCGAAAUAUUUCCAGCUGCAUUGGUGUGCCUUAAGGACGUGGAUGAAAUUGUUAGGAAAAACUGCGGCAAUUUGGUCAAGGAAAUAGUCAAACAUACACCAGAACUCAGUCAAUUAAUUGUUAACUGCGGCGGGAUAGCUGCAAUAGUUGACCAGAUUGAGGAUACUAAAGGAUUUACAUGUCUACCAGGUGUUAUGGGUUUGGGAUAUAUAGCCGCUCAUUCUGAAACCUUAGCGAUGGCUGUGAUAGUUUCAAACGGGGUUUCACAAUUAAAAUGUGUACUCAUAAAGGAAUCGAGCGAGGAGAUACAGGCUGCCGCAGCGUGGGCGCUUGGCCAGAUUGGUCGCCAUUCCCCUGAACAUGCGAAAGCCAUAGCUCAAGCCGACGUACUGCAGAAUCUGUUGGAGUGCUAUCUAAAACAAAAUGCUUCAGAGGAUCUUAAAACAAAGACCAAAAAGGCACUGAAGCUAAUAAUUCAGAAGUGUAUUAAUUUAGAGGCACUAGAACCUUUAUUGCAAAAAGCACCUCCAAGUAUCCUGAAACAUGCAGUUGCGCAGUUUAGCAAAGUUCUCCCACAUGAUAGCAGAGCACGUCGGUGGUUUGUGGCAUCUGGAGGUCUUAAAAAAAUACAGGAGCUAAAGGACGACAACGAAGGCUUGUUGUCGGAGUACAUUAAUGCUAUAAACAACUGCUAUCCAGAAGAGGUUGUACGUUACUACUCCCCAGGUUAUGCCGAAACAUUAAUGGAGCGUGUAGAAGCAUACCAAAUACCGAUUUGAAGUCUAAUUCUGAGUAAAGAAAUAAAGACGGUUCAAAGAUAUUAACUAUCAUGAAGAAAUCCAUAAUUUAUAAAGCAUUCAACAUAAUUUUACAAAUAAAAGUUAGUGAGUAAUAUUAAAACAUUAUGAAUUUGAAUACCAUAAAAUGCUUAAUAUUUUAUGUACUAAAAAUAUAUCAGUUAAAUGAAUCCCAGUUAAUUGAUUGUUAGUCUUAUAAAAGAAAUGUCAUGUCAGGUAACUGGCUAGUGGGAUAAAUCGACCCUCCUUCACCAACGAGAGUCAUUUCACAUAAAACUUAGAUACCUUAAAAGCAAAUGUCUUAAUAAUAGGAAAUAAGGUGAGAGUGCAAAAGAUUGUUUUUCAUACUAGCAGAUUACUUCUCAGUAGUAAUAGUAUCUUAUACAAUGCCUGUGACAUUCACUUCACUUAUUUAAAAUUUCGUCACAAGAUGACCAUUUUAUUGAAAAGACAAUUACAUGAGCAGAGAAUGACAGAAAAAGUUAGCAAAUGUAAACUACCACUCCUUGACUACAUCGGUUCAGAAAUGUAACUGUAAUCUAUUUGGGAAUUUUAUUACAGAAAGUCGGUGUAUUUAAAUAAAGCAACUUUUAAAUUGGAAAAAGAAUUAUAAGUACGACACAUAUAGGUAUUUGAUCGUGAUGUAUUUUACGUGAUCAAGAUGAGAAAUACUAAUAAAUUUACUAUUACAACCAACCUCAAAUUUUAGAAGGCUAAUGAAGCAAGACGUUGCGUCCUGGCAGGCGGUAGCUGUGGAUAAUUUGUACAUUUCUCAAGCACCUGUUGAAGACUGAUAAAGUUACCAACUGCCUUGCUAUACCACGCGCACCCUUGGGAUUACUUACGGGGCCACUGGACGAUACAUGACCAUUACCUAUAAGACACCUAUAAGUAAAUAAUAGUCACUGGUUUCUACCUAUUUCUGAAGCCCAUGUCUUAUGGUCAUAAAACAAAAGACAAUGGAUUUCGAAGCAGUAUACUGGUUUUUCGGUUGGCAGAAAUCUCGCCUACCUCAUAAUUGAUGUAUGUUGGGAAAAGCCAAGCACGCCUUCAAAGUCCAUGCUGAGAUUUAUUCAGAUAAAAACCUACCACGACCAAUGAGACACCCAAGAUAAUUGAAGUUAUUCGCUAGGUCGGUAAUUUCACUCUCUAUCAUCGAUUUAGAUGACAGAUAUUACUCCUGAAGCCACAUUUUACAUUUAGGAACGGAGAAACUCACUUCAACUAUAUGUAAACUGUUGAUCAGUGUUCAAAUAACUUUGGAUUAUCAUAUGGUCUUCAUUAAACAGAUAAGCGAGUCUCCUGUAGAUGACCCUCUGGAAAGUUAGACGGAGUUAUAUGUAAAAGAAACUAAGUAAAAAUGAGGGUAGUGGGUAGCUCUGAUGAAAUGCUGAGUACUUAUUUUUUGGAAAGGGAUAAAAACAAAAGGUUAUAUAAAAAGGUAUUCCGAGUAUCUGAUUAUAUUGCUAGAACAAAUGAUCUAAAGGAAGUGGUGUUAGCCUAUUUAAAAACACGUUCCCAAGAGAUACACGAACUUGGACUAGAUGUAAACACAAACUCAAAUAUAACCAAUUCUACAUUAAACCGUUUAGCACGUUGACUUUGAUAGUGCUAUUCACUUAUAAAAGUGUA